AUGGCCAUCGUGCUUGCAUCUCAAGAUCGGUAUAGCGGCAAUAGCUCUUGGCAAGAGCAAGUCGACAACAAUACGCUCUUGUUCUACGAGUCGGGCAGAGCAGGUUUGGGGAGCCAGAUAGACAACGUUGAUAUCGCCGCUUUCGGAGUAGCGGAAGUCGCCGCAGGCCUCGCGUACAACUCCAGCCAAGACCACCGGCUUUCUAUCGCCGAGUUCAACUACAACAUCAUCAACGAGGAUUUCAUCACGGACGGCGCAGCCCAGAAUGCGUCGUAUCCCCGCCCAUUGAACACGACUUGUGGAUCCACCCUCGGCGGUCUGCUCUUUGCCAGUCACAGCAACACCACCAAUCUCACCGUUCACGCCGAUGCCAUAGGAGCUUGGGUAGUAUUGACAGCUCGUCUAUACGAACUCACCCAGAAACCGACUUAUCUCGCUGCGGCGGAACAGUCUAUCCGGUUCAUGGAGAAGUACAUGAUCAACGUCAACGACUCUAACUCCGUCGUCUCGAGCACAUUCGACCCCACAACUUGUACUGUCAACACCACCGAUCUCGGUACGGCUAGUGCGGACUCGGUCGGGUACUUCAUCGAAGGAUUGAGCAUCGUGGCCAAUGUCACCGCGAAUGAGACAUACACCCAUAUGUUGGACGUGCUUAUCCCGGCUGUCGUGUCAUAUCGCAACUGGCACAACUCGGAUGGGGUCCUCACUGAAGAUACCGUCUGGAGCUCCAAGGGAACUCUCAUACGCGGACUUCUUGAGGCACGACUACGGAACCCAUCCAACGAAGAACUGAUCAAUUUGUUCAACAGUUAUAUCACGGUCCAGUAUAACGCUGUGCGGAACAACGCGUUCAUUGGUGGCAACGACUACGCUGUCUCGUGGCACGGUGGAUCUUCCGUGUCAGGCCAGUAUAAUACGGUCGGCAACGUUGAAGCUUUGGACGUUCUGAAUGCUGCCUUUGUGAUAGCACCUCCCGACGCUUCCCCAACUCAGAAUGCCAACGCUACGACAACCGGCGCCCCUGCGAAUUCCACAACAACGGCUCCUUCAAGUUCGUCAUCCAGAACCGCUUCAACUCGUGUCGGCACCAUCGUUGGCGCCACAGUUGGAAGUACUGUCGCAGCUGCUCUUGCCGUCCUCGCACUGUUCUUGUAUCUACGACGACGACGACGUGCACGCGAGAUGCCCGUGAACGACGACCUGGACGACGACGAAGACAGUGGCAACGCUGCCAGGAAACGUUCGGCCCGAGAUCCAGCGUUGGAACCAUUCAGCCUAGUUACGCCCAUAUUCGAUCGCACUAGAAUGGUGUCAGAGAAGGGUCGCUCUCAGCAGCGCGUAACACUUGGGCAGGAGUUCUACGGCAGCAACAACUCGUCCAGUACUCCAACAUCCCCAGAAGAUCACCCCUCGGAAGUCUCCCCCAUCACACCGGCCGUAUCGAGUGAUUCGGACGCCCUGCACGCUCUGGAAAGGAGGCUCGAGAGGAGGCUAGAUAACCUUAUCCAGACGCUAGUCGUCCACGGAGACACGGAGAGCAAUCCCCCAGAGUACGACGGGCACUACGUGCAUCGCGCCUAA
Messenger RNA from Peniophora sp. CBMAI 1063, 1584 nucleotides. The record is from the annotation of a GenBank genome assembly. Lineage: Eukaryota; Fungi; Basidiomycota; Agaricomycetes; Russulales; Peniophoraceae.